Molecule: messenger RNA, 903 nt
Organism: Merops nubicus (carmine bee-eater)
Lineage: Eukaryota; Metazoa; Chordata; Aves; Coraciiformes; Meropidae
Product: vacuolar protein sorting-associated protein 13D-like
Exons: 5
Biological process (GO): protein targeting to vacuole; protein retention in Golgi apparatus; mitochondrion organization
Cellular component (GO): extrinsic component of membrane
Source: RefSeq, a predicted model, not a curated record
UUUGCUGGGACCUUGUCAGAUGGUUUGGGAAAGACCAUGGACAACAGACAUCAGACGGAGCGAGAAUACAUUCGGUACCACGCUGCAACUAGUGGGGAACAUCUGGUAGCUGGAAUCCAAGGACUUGCACAUGGUAUCAUUGGAGGACUGACAAGUGUAAUAACUUCAACAGUCGAGGGUGUGAAGACCGAGGGAGGUGUCAGUGGUUUCAUAUCUGGCCUUGGGAAGGGGCUGGUUGGCACCGUAACCAAACCCGUGGCCGGAGCUCUGGAUUUCGCGUCGGAAACGGCGCAGGCGGUGAGGGACACGGCAACGCUGAGCGGCCCCAGGACGCAGGCGGAGCGGGUGCGGAAGCCGCGCUGCUGCAGGGGGCCGCAGGGGCUGCUGCCUCGCUACGUGGAGAGCCAGGCAGAAGGGCAGGAGCAGCUCUUCAAGCUGACAGACAACAUCCAAGAUGAGUUCUUCAUAGCAGUGGAGAACAUAGACAGGUACUGUGUCCUCAUUUCAUCAAAAGCUGUUUACUUCCUGAAGAGUGGUGACUGCCCAGACCGUGAGGCCAUCUUCCUGGAAGUCAAGUAUGAUGAUCUCUACCACUGCCUGGUUUCAAAAGACCACGGGAACGUGUACAUACAGCUGACAAAGAAAGCUGUUAACACAAGCAGUGGUGUAGCAAUGCCAGGCCCAUCACAACAGAAACCCAUGGUGAAAGUGAAAUCUGAAGUCCUUGCAGUGAAGCUGUCUCAAGAAAUAAACUAUGCAAAGAGCCUUUAUUACGAACAACAGCUUAUGUUAAGACUCAGUGAAAAUCAAGAACAACUGGAGCUGGACUCUUGAAACCUCUUCCUCACUGCCAGAGUGGGCUGCAGGGCUGGGGCUGGAGCGGGUGGGGUUCUGUGACUAGAG